Molecule: messenger RNA, 3370 nt
Organism: Hydra vulgaris (swiftwater hydra)
Lineage: Eukaryota; Metazoa; Cnidaria; Hydrozoa; Anthoathecata; Hydridae
Product: diacylglycerol kinase zeta
Biological process (GO): lipid phosphorylation; diacylglycerol metabolic process; intracellular signal transduction
Molecular function (GO): ATP-dependent diacylglycerol kinase activity; protein binding
Source: RefSeq, a predicted model, not a curated record
AAUGUACUUUUUUUGUCUAAAGAAUUAUAUUUUCUGUUAAUGCUUUAUAAAAAACAAUUAUUUUAAUUGUUACAUCAAAGUUCAAUUCAUAUUGAGAUAUAGAGCUUGAAACAUUAUGUGGUUUUUCUUAUAAGAUUUUAAUUGUUUUAAAACAUUUUUAAAAACUUAUGAUUAAAGGUGAACUUUGGAUAAUUGGUUUUACAAAUCUUAUGAUAAGAUCAUGGCUUAAAAGGAUGGAUGACAUAAAAUAAAUAUUGUUUACAUCCGCAGAUUAAUUUACAAUGGAUAGUUUUUUUUUUUCAAAACUAAAGGUUAAUGAGCAAAGAAGACAUACUGUACCGGUUCUUGAUAAAAAGGAUAUUGCAGUAGCAAUUAAGCAAUCAGUGCUGGAUGAUACCAGCAUUGAGAAACAAAAAGUUUUAUCACUUUUUCCAGCUUGCGUUAAAAAACUAGUUUAUUUUACAUUAAAUAAUUCUGAAACAAUUAAAUUAAUUUCUUCAGAUGAAUCUGACAUUGAAGCAGAAACAGGACAAUUCAAUGAUAUAAAAGCUAUGUCUGUUCCGCAUUGUCCUGUAAAUUCUGAUCAUAAUGAAAAACUUCCACUUCCAGAUAAUGUUGAUUGGACAGUACAGGCUGUUAAUGGAACUCAUAUUUGGCAUGAUACUAGUACAUCUGGUGGAUGCAUGUUACAGGAUUGCAGAAAAUCAGGUCCAAAGAAACGAUGCACAGCUUGUAAAUUUGUAGCACAUAAAAAAUGUGCUGAAAAUCAAAACAUGUUAAAUCUUCCUAAAUGUCGCUCAACAUACAGAGAAGCAACUCCGAAAGGUGGUGUUGAUAUUUUACCAUAUCAUCAUAUUGUCUGUCAUCGAAAACUGCAUGGUCGAUGUGAUGGCUGUGGGAAAAAUAUUCAAUCCAUGUUGUCUUAUAAAACACAACGAGAGUUUAUCGCAAGUACAUGUUCUUGGUGCAAAUUAGCUUAUCACACUAACUGUUCUCCUAAAGAUAUACUCAAGUCAUACUGUAAUUUGGGAACUCAUAAAAAUGUUAUAUUACCUCCAUCUUGGGUGGUAAAGUUACCACCACGUAAAUACUCGCAGACUAAUAGUAAACGAGGACGAGGAGUUUCAAUGCGUAGACAUUCUAGUAAAGAACGAAGAGCAUUUGUUAUAAAACCUGUUGAUGGAAAUAAUAAAGUUAUGUUACUUGUUUUUGUAAAUCCUAGAAGUGGUGGAAAUGAGGGUGCAAGAAUUUUAGAAAAAUACCAAUAUUUAUUAAAUCCCAGACAGGUCUUUGAUUUAUCAAAAGGUGGUCCUAGGUUUGGACUUGAGUUAUUUCGUAAAGUACCUAAUAUUAGAAUACUUGUUUGUGGAGGCGACGGAACUGUUGGCUGGAUUUUAUCAGAAAUUGAUAAAUUGAAGGUUUGUCCUGCUCCACCUGUUGCUAUUUUGCCUUUGGGCACUGGAAAUGAUCUUUCAAGGUUUCUUGGAUGGGGAUCUGGGUAUACAGAUGAACCCUUAAGCAAAAUUCUUACUCAUGUGGAAGAGGGAGAAGUUCAAAAAUUAGAUAGAUGGUCUAUUGAUGUUAUUCCUUAUGAUGUUGCACCAGAAAAUUGCAACGAGAAAGAUUCUGAAGACAACUCAGUUUCAAAGUUACCAUUGUCUGUAAUGAACAACUACUACAGCAUGGGAGCAGAUGCUGAUGUUUGUUUAGAGUUUCAUGAGUCUAGAGAGGCAAAUCCUGAACGAUUCAAGAGUCGAUUAAAAAAUUUAUAUUUUUAUGGAAAGAAAGGAAGCGAGACAAUUAUUCGUAGAAAAAGCAAGGCUUUAUAUAAAUGUAUUGAGAAUAUAAUUUGUGAUGAUAUGGAUUUAACUCAAACAAUAAAAGAUCUAAAACCACUUUGUCUAAUUUUUUUAAAUAUUUCUUCAUACAGUGCUGGCACUAGUCCUUGGGGAAAUCCUACAAAUGAAGGUUUCUUACCUCAAUCAUGCGAUGAUGGUUACUUAGAAAUUAUAGCAUUAACUUCAGCAUCUAUGGUUACCACACAAGUUGGAGGUCAUGGAAUUCGGAUUAAUCAAUGUCAAUCCGCCAUUAUAUUUACAAAUACAAAAAUUUCUAUGCAAGUAGAUGGAGAACCUUGCAGGUUAAAUCCAUCCAAAAUACAUAUUAAAAGAAGGAAUCAAGCUAAUAUGAUUACAAAAAGAAAGCCACAUCGAUCGUUGUAUGAUCUGGAGGAAAGACCUCUCAAAAUAACACCAAAAAUGUUGUCCACAAAAUUGUACUAUCUUACUCUUAAUCAAUAUAUGAAUUUAGUAAAAUAUGACAUAGAUGAAAUUAAAGAUGUUGUUAAUGAAUUAUGCUCUGUUAGCAUUGAUCCAGAAUGGCCACUAGAUUAUAUGCGUAGAGAAAUCGAGAAAAUGAAGGAUACUGAGGAUUCUUUAAAAUCGCGUUUAAGAGAAGAUUGGUGUUUUCUAGAUGCUACUUGGACAGUGCGAAUAUAUAGAAUUGAUGAAGCACAGGAAAGUUUGCUGUAUCUGGGAGAUAUAUUAGAAGGAGGAUUAUUUGUACUAGAUCUUUUCAAGAAUCACGAUUCAUCGUCACAACUAGCAAUUUCGACUCAUAAUUUUAAUCAUGUGAUAAAACGUCCUUCAUCAGUCAUUGAUGAUGAACUUUCAAUGAAUUGUGAGAGAAGGAAUUCUUUAUACCUAUCCACCUCAGAUAAAGAAAAAAGUUCAUCAGAAAGUGAAAGUGAAGAAAGCUGUGAUGAAAAUAUUAGCAUUCCAAAAGAUGACAAUGAACGAUUAAGAGCUUUUCUUGAUGCUGCUCAGAAAGGGAAUUUUCAUCAGUUUAAAGCAAUCCAUCAGGCUGGUAUAAAUUUAACAGUUCGUGAUUCUUCAGGGUUGACUCCACUUCAUUUAGCUUCAAAGAAUGGCCAGAAAUCGAUUGUUAAUUAUAUUAUUGAUCAAGUUGAAAGUCAAAGUGACAAAGAUUUCAGUUGUAGUAUAAUUGACCUUGUUGACAACGAGAACCAUACACCAUUACAUCUUGCAGCAUUUUCUAAAAGACGCACAAUAUGUCGCAAGUUAAUCCGUGGUGGUGCUUCUGUUACUCGGCAAGAUACUGAGGGUAAUACUCCUCAAUUGUUAGCUAUAAAAGCACAGGAUGCUGAAUUAGCCAAAUAUCUUGAAAAAGAGGAAAGGCUUCAACUGAUUGCUGCUGAUGACCAUGAAACAGCUGUAUGAUUGCUGGUGAUGACCAUGAAACAGCUGUAUGAUUGCGCACAAACCAUUGAUUGGUAUAUGGAUUAGAAAUACGUUUUUAAACAUCAUUUUUUGAGACUAUAAUUUUGGUGAAUAAAAAAAAGUUUCUGUUA